Molecule: messenger RNA, 4288 nt
Organism: Anguilla rostrata (American eel)
Lineage: Eukaryota; Metazoa; Chordata; Actinopteri; Anguilliformes; Anguillidae
Product: homeobox protein Hox-C12a-like
Exons: 2
Coding region: 653-1480 (275 amino acids)
Biological process (GO): regulation of DNA-templated transcription
Molecular function (GO): sequence-specific double-stranded DNA binding; DNA-binding transcription factor activity, RNA polymerase II-specific
Source: RefSeq, a predicted model, not a curated record
GACCCCUUUACUGUAAACACGAGCAGAGCGUGUCUGUGAACAUCAGUGUGUCCUUAAAACAAGCCUGUAAAACGUGGCAUCAAGGCUUUAUAUGACAUUCAAUUCAUCUGUAAUUUUCUGGAAAAUGCAAUGCCAUACAUAAAUACAUACACGUUGGCCUACACGCAUAUGUGCGGGUGUGGGUGUGUACGCGCGCGUGCGUGUGUAUCUGCAUGUGCUUGAGUGGGCGAUUGCGCGUGUAUGCUUACCAUUUUUUUGAGAUACAAAAUUAUUGUUAAAGAUUGCUUUCGUUUCGUUUAGUAACAAAAAUGUAUUCGUAGACGUUUUGUCCCGCUAAAGAAACUAAACGCGUCUUGUGACAGUCUUGACAAUGAAAACCGAGAAAAGCGGUUUAUGUGCCAAGCGAUCAAAACAGAGUUAGGUUCACUAUUUUUAAUAAAACGUUUUACAGUGUUUUACAAAGCCGUAUAAAAGCCGUAAUACAGAAGUAAGUGUUUUGUUUUGUCUGAAAGACCUGGUGGGUGGCACCUUCUAUAGCGCAAGUUGGCCCCAGCACGUGACUCGAGGGCGACCAAUCAGGCGCACCCCUCAGUUUAACUAUGUUAAAUGUCAGAUUGCAAUAAAGUAGAAGCUGUUGGUCGGGCCCGCUGAAAUGGGCGAACAUAAUCUUCUUAAUCCUGGGUUUGUGGGACCUUUGGUAAACAUCCACACGGGAGACACGUUUUAUCUCCCAAAUUUUAGAGCAUCUGGGGGGCAACUGGCGGGUCUUUCCUCUCUCUCCUACCCAAGACGGGAUAAUGUCUGCUCCCUCCCGUGGAAUCCAUCGGAAUCAUGCAAUGGAUAUCCUCAGUCCUACUUUAGCAGCCCCGUGUCCAUUAACCCUUCUUUCAACCGAGCAUGUGAAAUAACCCGUCAGGAAGAAGGCAAAUGUUACUACAGCAAUGGUGGCGGCGGCAGGGAGACUUGCACGGGGGGUGGGAGCCUCAAACGGGAGGACAGAGCAAGAGACACUUCCUCUAUGUCGGCAGAGCAGGGACUGCUCAACGGGAUGGGCAGCGGUGGUACAUUUUCUAAAUAUGACUAUGGGGCUGAGCAGCUGACCCAAGACCCGCCGUCUUGUCAGUCCCUUGAAUCCGAUUCCAGUUCGUCGUUGCUCAACGAAGGAAGCAAGACCACUGCUAGCAUCCAACAGACACUGGCAUCUCCUGGCAAUCAUGCAGGCAGCGUGGCUGCAGGCGGAGGUGCACCAUGGUACCCGAUGCACAGUCGGACCCGCAAGAAACGCAAACCCUAUUCCAAACUACAGCUGGCCGAGCUGGAGGGCGAAUUCAUGCUCAACGAGUUCAUCACGAGACAGCGGCGGAGGGAGCUGUCCGACCGCCUUAAUCUCAGUGACCAACAGGUUAAGAUCUGGUUCCAGAACCGGCGGAUGAAGAAGAAAAGACUGAUGUUGAGAGAACAAGCCCUGUCCUUCUUUUAGGCAGAAUUUCUACAUAGUGAAUAAGUUUGCAGCAUCCCCGUGUAUCAAUUAAUAAAGUUUACACCAGGCUUCGUUUUAGCCAGUGUCCAACGCAUGUAUCGUCUCAGAAGACGCACCUUCUUUAGAAAACCAGCAUGUUUCAUUUAGGAUUCAUUCUUCUUCAGAGUAGUGUACUUUCAAGAAAGAAAACGACCAAAUAAUAGAGAUCGAUGUGAGUUCUUGUAGAAACGAAGGCUUUUGUUGGUUCAGCUAAGGGUUUUGAAGUACAACGCCCUUGAACUUAUCUUACAAACCUGAGAUUUAAUACAACCAAUAAAAUCUGUUUUCACGCUAGUUGGCGCAGAAACACUCUUAAAACGUUCAAAUUAAUUUACAGUCCCUUCGAAAUUAUUUCUUUUCAUACCGCUGUGAGAGGAAAUGCACAUCUAGAUAAUGAUUUUGGAUGUGUGCCUCUGGCCCCAAAAGCGCAAAACAACCGUAAAGGAUUGUUUGUUUGUUUUUGUUUUUUUUUUUGUUUUUUUAAAAAAAAAUCUAUUUUAAUAACGUCAGGCAUGAUUUUUUGGAGUAGAACCCGCCGACAGCCUCAUUUUACCAGGUCCACAACGGGCAAUGUGAAGAUUGGUACAUCUCUUGUGAUAUUGGGUUGGGAGACCACAAUAGCAUUGAAACCUUGGCUAUAGCCUAUUAUAAGCUAAUUUAAGGCAAUAUUUUUCUUUGGAGCAUGUUAUUUUUUAUUUAACAAUUGUUCCUGGUUUAUUAUUGUUUUAAAAUUAAAAUGUUUUCUUCAAAUUUUUCGUAGUAUCUAGCCAAAUCACUUUAAGACCUAACAAUCGAGAACACUCAAUUUCGAGAUUUAGUAGUUUUAAUUAGUCAGAACUUAUUUUUGUUGUUUCUAACCCAUAACGCUACAGCAAAUCAUAAACUAAGCUACACUUAAUUCCUGACCCGCCUACUGCCCUGUAUCUGAUCAGUGCCUUCGGUUGAGCAGAAGGCGUUGCACUGAAAACCUGGGAAACAUUAAGACACACAGGACAGCACAGAAAAAUUGGAAAGUUAGUUUUCUUAUUGAGAAAUACCCCUUAUAUAGCCUAUUUUGUGUUCUGCAGUAUCUAUAAAUUUGCUAAAUUGGAAAGGUUCUUAAAUUCCUCAAUAAUUGCAGUUUAAUCACAAGUUUUAUCUCUGACUUAAUUCGGAUUUAACAGCUGAUAUGAGAAUAACGAUUAUUUGCAGUUGUUUUUUAUUUGCCUCAAACAGUGGGGCGAUGGGACACAAUUAAGCUCUUAUUUCCGCUGUUGAAUUAACAUCACGUGCUUCAGGGGACGUUCACGGUCAUGGGCAUGAACUCUGCGACUCUCAAGUAAUUAAGAAGAGUCUGACCUUUUUAUCGUCUCACCGUUUUCAAAUUUAUUCUCGUUGUGAAGAUUUACAAAAAAUAUAAGUGCUAUAAUUUCUUAAUCCUCUACAUUUUCCUCAUUUGUUUGUUUUUUGGAGGACAGUUGAAUUUGAGUUGAGGGGUGUGUGAGGAGGUGGGGUGCGGUAGUAGUUUGUAUGGCGGUGCUGCUGCUAUUUGUGUUCGGAAGCGUCACAUAACGCACUUUGUAAAAAAUUAACCCUUUGAAGAGUAGGUUUUUUGGAAUGUUUUGUUAACCAUUCUAAGUGAAUGUUCUAGAACACCAUUGCUUUCAAUUGCCAGUAGUGAUUGCAACAUCACCAUUAGAAUGUUUAGUUGAGAACAUUCGUAUCACAUAUUUGUGAUCUUACACCUUAAAGGAUUAAUUGUGCGGUCCAUACUAACUCGGGUUGUUCGCUGUAUGUCAGAUUUUUUUUAAAUGCAGGUUCCCGGUCCUCGUUCUAACAUUUUAUUUUUUAUUUUUAUUCUUAGAAAUGAAUGGGUGUGGUAAGGGGUGGUGGCAUUUAGACUUUGUCACCUCAACCUUUACAAGACCAUUACCCUACUUGAGAAAAUGAACUGAUGCAGUCACGUGCUGCAAUUGAUAUAAAUCAUUGAAUAGCCUAGAAUUAGGCUGAAAUAGUGAAAUCAUGCUAGAUGCUAUUUCAUAAAUAUAUUUUUCCCGUUAAAUAUACUACGUUGAACUGUGAUGAUGUAUUUCUUGUCUUUAUCAUACGAUUACCAAGCACCUUCUGAUUUUUUAAAAAUGUUUUCCACUUCGAAUUCGAAGAAGUCAUAUUCUUUUUAUGCAUUGUUGAAUUUUGCUUGUAUGUGGUAUAACUGUUGUUGUUAUUUUUAGCUGUAGUAUUAGUAGCAGUAGUUGUAGUUGUUGUAGCAUAUCAGUAUGAUUUUAAGUGUUCGACUAAGUUCUCUUUGGGAAUUCGGGACUGAAAUACAGAAAGGUUGUCAUUAAUGGUGCUGUUGUCGUCGCCCCCCCCCCCCCCCCCCCCCACCGCCCCCCUCUUACUCUGAGUGGUGCUGCUGUGUAUGUUAUAUCCUACCUGUUGUGUGUCACGAAUAAUCUUGUUUUCAGUCCUGUGUAUCCUCUUAUGCAAACAUGAAUGAUAAUGAUGUUAGUAGCAUAUUUCGUUAUAAUGUAUUAUGGUUAUGAAUAAUAAUACAAAUAUUUAUAUUAGCCUAGUACAACAGAAGAUCAGUAAUAAUAAUAAAGCAAUUAUUGUUAUUGUUAUUAUUAUUGUUAUUAUAUAUUUUGUUCUUAUAUGUCCAUAUUUAUUUUGUGUUGCACCAUCUGCAUUUGUAAUAGUGUCUUCUAUAAAUGUCAUGCUGUACGAGUUUCAUGAACGUAUCAAUGUAGCCUACUCUCAAAAGAAAUAAAAAUAUUAUUAUUAUUUUAUUUA